Molecule: messenger RNA, 633 nt
Organism: Paramecium tetraurelia
Lineage: Eukaryota; Ciliophora; Oligohymenophorea; Peniculida; Parameciidae
Exons: 2
Source: RefSeq, a predicted model, not a curated record
AUGGAUUUUUUAACUCGAUUCAAAGGCAGAACCUAAACCAUGAAUAAGAAAGAAGGGGUAACUGGAAUAAUUAAAUCAAACGGCAAUCCUAUAGAGAAAUUACCAACCUUUUAAAGUCUUAGCUCAUUGCUUGCUACAACGGCAUCUAACACGAUCUCUGAUUCUGAGAAGCAGUCCCUCUAUUCGAAUGAUUUCACGCCUAAGAGCAAGGACCCGAAGAUAAUUACUAAUAUUAGCGCAUUUCACAAUAGAAAAUCCUCUUUGGCAUCUCCUCCAACUCCAAGCUCCAAUCUCAAUAUGUCGAAAUCAUAAAUAGAUCUUAAUAGCAAUUAAAAGUAAACCUUAUCGAAGACGGGGUAAACAAAUUUUAAUUUGAGUGAUUACCAAUUGAUUAUCAUCCCGAAGGAGGCAUUAAGUCAAUAUAAAUUGGAAAAUACUGAAUACAAUUUUUAAGGCAAAGAGCCCUUGCAAUAGAUAUAAUAAAGAUAUUAUUGCUCAAAAUCUUAAUCGCUGGAUGCAUAAAAAGAUAAGCCUUUGAUAAAAUCGUAAAUAUUGAGUCAGGGAUCGUAUUCAAAAUAAAAUGAGAGGAAAAAGAGUAUGAUAUAGACAGGUUUGAACACACUUCAAUACUGA